AAUAUGAACUGAAUCGGUGGCUUUUAAUAUUUAUUUCUUUUCAACAUUCGGUCACACUAGAUCCGAGUGGGUUUUGUGCGCACGUUUGUAUUCAUCGCCAACCACGUUAAAAGGAAGAACGUGAAUGUGAAUACAAAAAGGCAACACAAUCACAAAACUUAAACUUAAAUUGAAAACAACAAUUGUCGUUACAUUUCCACUUCUCCUGUCAGUGCAAGUGAAAAGUCUACAAAGGAAAAAUAAGAAGCACAGGCCACAGACCCGUUCUUUUUAAUUCCCAAUUUGCACAAAGGGCCGUAAAUAAAUAGCAAUAAAUAAGCAAAAUGUCUGGCGAAGAAACGUCUGCCGAUCGCAAUGUCGAAAUAUGGAAAAUAAAGAAGCUAAUCAAAAGCCUCGAAAUGGCACGUGGAAAUGGCACCAGCAUGAUUUCAUUGAUUAUUCCGCCUAAAGAUCAAAUCUCUCGCGUCAGCAAAAUGUUGGCCGAUGAAUUUGGUACGGCCUCAAACAUUAAGUCACGUGUCAAUCGCCUUUCCGUCCUGGGCGCAAUCACGUCGGUGCAGCACAGACUUAAGUUAUACACCAAAGUGCCUCCAAAUGGUUUGGUCAUUUAUUGCGGCACAAUUGUCACAGAGGAGGGCAAAGAGAAAAAAGUGAACAUUGAUUUCGAACCAUUCAAGCCCAUUAAUACCUCACUGUAUCUGUGUGACAACAAGUUCCAUACGGAGGCACUCACUGCCCUGCUCGCUGACGACAACAAGUUCGGAUUCAUUGUGAUGGAUGGUAACGGCGCUCUCUUUGGCACUCUGCAGGGUAAUACGCGCGAGGUGCUUCACAAAUUCACUGUCGAUCUGCCGAAGAAGCACGGGCGUGGUGGUCAGUCUGCGCUUCGUUUUGCCCGUCUGCGUAUGGAGAAGCGGCACAAUUAUGUGCGUAAGGUGGCCGAGGUUGCCACACAGCUGUUCAUUACGAAUGACAAGCCAAACAUUGCUGGCCUCAUUUUGGCCGGUAGUGCGGACUUCAAAACUGAGCUCAGCCAAUCGGACAUGUUUGAUCCUCGUUUACAAUCAAAAGUGAUUAAACUGGUGGACGUGUCUUAUGGUGGCGAAAACGGUUUCAAUCAGGCCAUUGAAUUAGCCGCUGAAUCGUUGCAGAAUGUCAAAUUCAUACAGGAAAAGAAACUCAUUGGUCGUUACUUUGAUGAAAUUUCUCAAGAUACUGGCAAAUACUGUUUCGGUGUUGAAGAUACUUUGCGAGCGUUGGAACUGGGGUCUGUGGAAACAUUGAUUUGCUGGGAAAAUCUGGAUAUACAACGCUACGUACUGAAGAAUCAUGCGAACUCGACGUCAACGACAGUAUUACAUUUGACGCCCGAGCAGGAAAAAGAUAAGUCUCACUUCACGGACAAGGAGAGCGGAGUUGAAAUGGAGUUAAUUGAGUCUCAACCGCUUUUGGAAUGGCUGGCGAACAAUUAUAAAAUGUUUGGAGCCACCCUUGAGAUAAUUACGGACAAAUCUCAAGAGGGCAGCCAGUUUGUGCGGGGUUUCGGUGGCAUUGGCGGUAUCUUGCGCUACAAAGUGGAUUUCCAGAGUAUGCAGCUUGAUGAGUUGGACAACGACUGCUUCGAUUUAGAUGACUACUAGAAAAUUGCACACUGUUUUAAUCAAUUAAUGAGACCGCAAAUUGAAUACUGUUGAUUUAUAAAAGAGAAAAAUAAUCGAAAAGAAUAUAAAAUAGAAUAUUUUAAUAAUACAAAAGGAACACACAAACACAUACACACACACAAUCCUUCUUCCAUUUUAACGUUGUUGGCGAAUAAAAGUU
Molecule: messenger RNA, 1821 nt
Organism: Drosophila hydei
Lineage: Eukaryota; Metazoa; Arthropoda; Insecta; Diptera; Drosophilidae
Gene: eRF1
Product: eukaryotic peptide chain release factor subunit 1
Exons: 8
Coding region: 324-1640 (438 amino acids)
Biological process (GO): cytoplasmic translational termination
Cellular component (GO): translation release factor complex; cytosol
Molecular function (GO): sequence-specific mRNA binding; translation release factor activity, codon specific
Source: RefSeq, a predicted model, not a curated record